AUGAUCUCCGCCGCGUAUGCUCGCCUGUCCGCUCGAAACCACCCUGGCGACGACGAUGACUUGGAUGACCUGGAUCCUGAGGACAUUUUCGAUGAACAUGACUUCGAAGAAUUUGCGGACUUGCUGCGGACAGAAUUUUUUUACCGCAUGUUCUUUGGAGGCAUGCGGAUGGGGGGAAAGGGAGGAGGCGGCGGUCGUCGCGGCGGCGGCGGAUUCCAGGUUUUCUACAUGCCAGGCGGCGGCCUGGGCGUCUUCCCGGGGUUUUCCUUCGGCGGUGGAAUGGGAGGCGGCUCCUACUACCGUCCACGGAAGGGACCUGCUCGCGGAGCUCCGCGGCGAGGCGGUGGCGGAUAUCGAUCGCCAGGCGGCCGUGGCGGCUCGUUCUACACGUACGACAGUGAAUCCGAGGAUGAUGACGACGAUUACGACGACUCUGGCAGUUACAGUACGGUGGAAGACGAGGAGGAGGCUCGGGAGUACUGGGAGUCCCAGGAGCAAGGGUCCAGGGAGCGCAAGGCGUCGGCGAGGAAGGACGAGCGGAAGCGCCGGUCGCGGGAGGUGGGCGGCUGCAUGGGCCGGGGCCGGGGCGGGUAUACGGUGGAUCGGUGGCUGGAUCUUGGUUUGGAUCGGGGUUUGGAUCUGGAUCUGGCCGACGAGUUCUUCAGCAAGUCAGAUGACAUCCGCCGCAGUGCCUUCGCUGCAGCACCGGAUCCAGGCCUUUUGAAAUUCGCGGGCCAACAGCUGCCGCGACCCACCAAUCCUGGCGGCAUUCGCAGUGACUCGUCCAUUCGAUUGACGCUGGAUCCGAAGAAGAAGGCCACGAUGUGGCUCGAGAAGAAGCAGAUACGCUUCGAGCUGGACUACAAGCGCGUCGGGGAUGUGGCUUGGACCACUCUUAGCUCCGAAACCUCGGCUAACUUUGACGUGACGGGGCUGGCGCCAGGCACACGCUACGUGUUCCGGGGUCGUGCCGGCACCUGGGUUGCUGCUGCGGGGCCAGACGUCAAGGAGCUGCAGCUGCAGCCAUCUUCUGGAGCUGCCGCCGCCGCCGCGUCGUCAGGAAAGCAGAUGCCGUCAUCAUCAUCUGCUGCUGCUGCAGCGGCGGCGGCGGCGGCGGCAGGGCCCAGCACAGCUCCUGGCGCCAAGGCCACGGGGACAGCGGCGGGGCCACCCGAAAGUGCGGCACCUGGAGCCGGAGCAGCAACCGGGGCUGUGAAGUCCGCCGCCGCCGGCGGCCCGGUGGCGGUGGCAGCGGCAGUAGUACAGCCGUCCGCAGCGGAGGAAGCUGCCGCGCAGAAGGGCAAGAAGAAGAAGAAGGGCAAAGGAGGGAGGGGCGGGAAGGACGGUGGCGGCGAAGAUGCUGGCGGCAGCAGUGCUCAGAUGUCGGAGGAGCAGGAGAGGCGACGGCAAGCUGAGGCACGGCGUCUUGAGGAGGAGGAGCGACAGCGGGCGGCAGCGGAGGAGGCGAAGCGGCGUGCAGCCGCGGAGAAGGAUGCCGCAAUGCGGGCCGCAAUGGAAGCAGCGGCGGCAGAGUACGAACGCUCAGUACGCGAGACGGCGGCUGCGGCCGCCGCCACGAACACGGCUGGCGGCAAGGGCGCGAAGAAAGGCGGCUCGUCUGGGGCAGCAGGAGGAUCAUCUGGGAAGCAAACGCAGCAACAGCAGCAGCAACAGCCGACGGCAGCAGCAACUGCAAAUGGGGAGUCUAAUGGUGCCGGCGGUACGGCGGGCAACAAGGCUGCAAAGGAGUCCGCGUCAUCUGCAGCUAAUCCCCACGGACAGCGACCUCAGCCACAGCCACAGCCACAGCAACAAGCCCCGACUGGGAAAGGCAGCGGGGGUCGCAUGGGAGGAGGAGGAGGAGCAGGCGGUGCAGCUCAGGCGGCGGCGGCAGCGGGGACGGGAGGAGCGACGCCGGCUGGGGGCCCUGUGUCACGGAGCGACCCGCCGCCACAACAGCAACAACAGCAAAAGCCGCAACAAUACUUUGCGGCGUCAGCGUCUGGCGAGAGCUAUGAACCACGGUUCGGGCGGACGGGAGGGAUCCAGAUGGGGGGCCCCGGCGGCCGGGGGGGCCGGGGCCGGGGCAACGGUUAUGGUAGUAGCGGCAACGGCGGCGACAGGGGCGGCGACGUAUUUGGCAGCAGCGGACGUGGUUUCGGAGCGAGAGGUGGCGGCGGCGGCCGCGGCGGCAGGCGAGGAACGGCGGACUGGCAGUGGCAGGAGGAUUUGCAGCUCGAGAUGGCCAUCGCUGCAAGCCUCAGGACAGCCGAGCAGGAGGGCCUUACGGAUCUGAUAGACAAAGACGCUUUGGCGGCGAUCAAUGCGGCCAGCGUACCGCACGUCAGCGGUCCGUACGCCGCCAAGGCGGCUGCGGCUGCGGCUUCGCCGCCACCUGACUGGGCUGACUUUCCGACACUGCCAACGACGCCGGCGGCCAAACCCGCCGUGCCGGCACCGGCGCCCAUUACAGCGCCGACGGCGUUGUGGCAGCAAGCGCCGGCGGUUACACACCAACAGCAGCAGCAGCAGCCACAGUCGCCGGUGGCACUGGCGACAUCGAGCCUCCUUCCGCCUGGGAAGGCCUCGAAAUCGGCAUUUCCGGCGCCGGGCUCGGCAUCGUCUCAAAGUGGCACGGCGAAAAGGGCUGCACAAUCUUCAGUUGCCACGUCCGGUGUCGCAGGCCCUGCAGCUAGCAGUGCACCUGUGCAACCCCCUUUGCAGGACUCGGUGCCGCCACCGCCGCCGCCGCCGCCAGUUCCGGAGGCGGCCGCCUCGGUACGCGCACGGCCGGCAAAAAACACGGCAUCUGGGUCACUGUCGAUGUCAGCAGGCGCUCCGAAACGCUCUGCUCCGUACGCCGUACCUGUGUCGGCGCCAUCCGCUUCUGGGACCUCCCCUUUGGUGUCCUCAGGCGCUGCUGCUGCCAGUGGCAACACCUGCAGUACUGGCAGCGCUGCCGCCGCGACGGCGUCGCUGCCGUCUUACGGCGUCAACCCGGCCCUGUCCGCAGUGUCAGCACAGCAGCAACAGCAGCAGCAGCGAACAGCUGCUGCCGUACCUGCUGGUCCUUGCGCCAGCAGCGUCCCGAAGCCCCGAUUCCUGAACGUCGAUGCCGCUGAGCCGUUCUCCUCAGCAACUGCAACGAAGAAAGCGACGGCGGCGGACGGUCCGAUGGGCGACCGGACUUCGGCCGCUGCUGUGCCGUCAAUCAAUCCGUCCGCUGGGGCCGGAACUGCAGCCGCCAACGCCAACGCCGCAGCAGCAGCGACGGCGGCGAUGAAUCCACCUCUUGGUCAUCUUGGCGCCGGUUCCUCCGCGGCAGCAUUCACUGCUAUGCGCCCCGGCAGCACCUUCGGUGGUGCUGGGCUAUCCGGCGCCAUGGCGGCGGCGUCAGCUUCGACGUCACUGCCCCAAGCACCAACUGUGGCGUUCACGACCCAUGGGUCAUCCGCUCCAUCGGCCAAGCCUCAGACAUUUCAGCAGCAGCAGCACCACCACCACCACCACCCUCACCAGCAAACACAGAAGCAGCAGCAGGCAGGCACUGCCGCUGCCGCUGCCGCUGCUGCCGUCGGCACUGGCGUCAUGGGGCAUAGCGGCGUAAGCGCGGCUAGCUCGGGAGAUGUCUUCCCGACGGGCGGACCGUCGUGGAGUGCGCCGGGGGUGCAGGCGCCUGGGACGACGGCGACAGCUGCGCUGAGCAGCGGCGAGACACGAAAUUCAGCUGGUCUGUCAUACCCUUGGCUGCCGUUUGGAUCCAUACCUGCAUCAUCUCCUCCGCUAAAGGCGCAUUCAGCACAGCAGCAUCUGGCAUCUGGGAUGCCUGCGGGCGCUGGUCCCGCUCCGAGACCAGAAUCUACUAUAACCGGUACUGGUUUUGUAUCCAACGGUUCCGACGGUAGCACGGUAUCUUCGGCUGUCCAUAAGUCGUUGUCUGGCCAUGCGCUUGAAGCCGCACGAGUAGCCUGGGUGACCGCUUCUGCCACUACCGCCGCUGGCGGCCGUUCCGACAACGCAUCGGUAAAAGUCACUGCGUUGUACGGCAAUGCCGGCGGCGGAAGCGGCAUGGGAUAUACGGCCGACGCGGCAGUUGUGAACGAUAAUUCAAGCCUGGCCCCGGCGCGGUCGUGUACGGCGGGAGUGGCGGCCGGGAAAGGGAUGAGCAGCGGUGAUGGGGAUGAUGUCCGCGCUGGCGGCAACUUGCCCGCCAUCGCCAACGCCCCGAAUCCUACACCGAUGCCGGCCGCUGGCGGAAUGCCUGCAGCCGCCGGCUUGCCAGCUGCUAUCAGCUCCACCUUCCCGGCAUACAUGGCUUACGAGGGCGCUACUGCUGGGCCGCACAAUAUGGCUGCGUCCAUGCAGCCUUUGACAUCAAGCGGCGGCGGCGGUGGCGGCGGCGGCGGCUUAAGCUUCGAUCGGGGAUAUGGCUGGCCGGCAGCGAGCCCGGCCGGCGGCCAUGUUGAAGGGACCGGGUCCUGGUCCAGCCGUCGCUUGAUGUGUGUUCCGCGUGUCCACGCGUUAGUAAACCCAGAGGCGGACUCAAGAGGCGACUCAAGAUGCCGCAUGCAGGAUGUAGGCUUACUGAGUCUGGCUCUUCAUCUCUCCUAUCUGUUUCCACAACAGCUGGAGAUGCUGUCGUUGCAUAUGCAGGUAGGUGCAUGUCGUCUACUAUACGAAUUGGCAGUGCAAGUUGGUGCUGUCCCGGACGGUUGAAAUUCGGUUGAAGCUCGAUCCUGUAACGUGUUCUGGUU
Volvox carteri f. nagariensis is the source of this 4754-nucleotide messenger RNA. RefSeq lists its product as uncharacterized. The record is from RefSeq and is a predicted model, not a curated record. The coding region runs from base 1 to 4716 and encodes 1571 amino acids. Lineage: Eukaryota; Viridiplantae; Chlorophyta; Chlorophyceae; Chlamydomonadales; Volvocaceae. Gene Ontology annotation, molecular function: protein binding. The transcript is spliced from 11 exons.